Molecule: messenger RNA, 939 nt
Organism: Ichthyophthirius multifiliis
Lineage: Eukaryota; Ciliophora; Oligohymenophorea; Hymenostomatida
Product: indigoidine synthase a family protein, putative
Exons: 5
Molecular function (GO): pseudouridylate synthase activity
Source: RefSeq, a predicted model, not a curated record
AUGAACACAACCUUACCCUUAGAUAUAGCCCCACAUAUAAAAGAGGCAAUAUAACAAGGUGGCCCCGUAGUAGCUUUAGAAUCAACAAUAAUAACUCAUGGAAUGGAAUAUCCUACAAAUGUUCAAACUGCAUUAUAAGUAGAAUAAUAAGUAAGAUUAGGAGGUGGGAUUCCAGCUACAAUAGCAAUAAUAUCAGGAAGAAUAAAAGUAGGAGUUUGCCAUGAAGAAAUAGAAUAUUUAGGAAAAGAAGGUCAAAAAUGUAAAAAAUGCAGUAGAAGAGAUUUAUCUGAUUGUUUAAUAAAAAAACAAAACGGUUCAACAACAGUAUCCGCAACCAUGAUAUGUGCAAACUUAGCCGGAAUAAAAAUUUUCGUCACUGGAGGUAUUGGAGGUGUGCAUAGAGGUGCCGAAACUACAUUUGAUAUAUCUACUGAUUUAAUAGAAUUAGGAUAAACAUAAGUUGUAGUUGUUUCCUCUGGUGCAAAAUCAAUUCUAGAUAUUCCAAAAACACUCGAAUAUUUAGAAACUUAAGGAGUUCCUGUAGUAGGCUAUAAAACCGAUAAGUUUCCAGAAUUUUUUAUAAGUGAUUCUGGAUUUUAUAAUUCUACUAAAUGCGAUUCUGAUAAAGAAAUUGCAGAAUUAAUAUAUAUGUAAUUUAAUUGUUUAAAUUUGUAAAAUGGAAUACUUGUUACUGUCCCUAUUCCUUAAGAAUAAGAAGCUGAUGGAUAGAAAAUUAAAAAUGCAGUUGAUUAAGCUUUAAAAGAAGCAAAAGAUUAAUAAAUUGGAGGAUCCAAAAUAACUCCUUAUUUAUUAAAAAGAAUUAAUGAAAUUACGGAGGGACAUUCUUCAAAUUCUAAUAUAGCUUUGAUAAAAAAUAAUGCUUUUAUUGGAGGUAAAAUUGCAAAGGAAUUAGCUUUAAUUUAAAAGAAAAAAUAAUGA